GCCCGCGGCGGCUGCGGCGGCCGGCUCUCGGCGCCUCCCGGGGCGGCGGCGGCGGCGGAGCCUCCUACACCCGGCGCCCGCAGGGGCAGGAGGAAGAUGGAGACCCACAUCUCAUGCUUGUUCCCCGAACUGCUCGCCAUGAUCUUCGGCUACCUGGACGUCCGAGACAAGGGUCGCGCGGCGCAGGUGUGCACGGCCUGGCGGGACGCCGCCUACCACAAGUCGGUGUGGCGGGGGGUGGAGGCCAAGCUGCACCUGCGCCGGGCAAACCCGUCGCUGUUCCCCAGCCUGCAGGCCCGGGGCAUCCGCCGCGUGCAGAUCCUCAGCCUGCGCCGCAGCCUUAGCUACGUGAUCCAGGGCAUGGCCAACAUCGAGAGCCUCAACCUCAGUGGCUGCUACAACCUCACCGACAACGGCCUGGGCCAUGCGUUCGUGCAGGAGAUCGGCUCCCUGCGCGCGCUCAACUUGAGCCUCUGCAAGCAGAUCACCGACAGCAGCCUGGGCCGCAUCGCCCAAUAUCUCAAGGGCCUGGAAGUGCUGGAGCUGGGAGGCUGCAGCAACAUCACCAACACCGGCCUCCUGCUCAUCGCCUGGGGGCUGCAGCGCCUCAAGAGCCUUAACCUCCGCAGCUGCCGCCACCUCUCGGAUGUGGGUAUCGGGCACCUGGCCGGCAUGACCCGCAGCGCAGCAGAGGGCUGCCUGGGCCUGGAGCAGCUCACUCUGCAGGACUGCCAGAAGCUCACGGACCUUUCCCUGAAGCACAUCUCGCGAGGGCUGACGGGCCUAAGGCUCCUCAACCUCAGCUUCUGCGGGGGCAUCUCGGACGCGGGCCUCCUGCACCUGUCGCACAUGGGCAGCCUGCGCAGCCUUAACCUGCGCUCCUGCGACAACAUCAGCGACACGGGCAUCAUGCAUUUAGCCAUGGGCAGCCUUCGCCUCUCGGGUCUGGAUGUGUCGUUCUGUGACAAGGUGGGGGACCAGAGUCUGGCUUACAUAGCGCAGGGACUAGACGGCCUCAAGUCCCUCUCCCUCUGCUCCUGCCACAUCAGUGACGAUGGCAUCAACCGCAUGGUGCGGCAGAUGCACGGGCUGCGCACGCUCAACAUUGGACAGUGUGUCCGCAUCACGGACAAGGGUCUGGAGCUGAUUGCGGAGCACCUGAGCCAGCUCACGGGCAUAGACCUGUACGGCUGCACAAGGAUCACCAAGCGCGGCCUGGAGCGCAUCACACAGUUGCCCUGCCUCAAGGUACUCAACCUGGGACUCUGGCAGAUGACGGACAGUGAGAAGGUCAGGUGAGGGCGGCAGCGCCGGCUCCCCUGUCCUGCCCUGUUCAUCCCCUGACAGCACGGUCCCCGCACACUCACGCGCGCACUUACACGUUCAUGGUAGUGGCCGCGUUGGGGCGAUGACGGGAAGCCUGGGCUCUUUUCUUCUCUUCCAGAGCCCCUCCCCACGGGGUCUGUGGUUCUUCCGCUCCCUCUGCCCACUCUCCGCUCCCUGCGAGUGGAGAGGUGGACUCUGCUGCUCCCCUGCCCGCUCUUCCGCAGGGUAUGGAGACGAUUCCACCGCCAGCUG
This is a messenger RNA of Nannospalax galili (Upper Galilee mountains blind mole rat), 1578 nucleotides long. RefSeq names its product F-box and leucine rich repeat protein 14 (gene Fbxl14). Gene Ontology annotation, molecular function: protein binding. Gene Ontology annotation, biological process: SCF-dependent proteasomal ubiquitin-dependent protein catabolic process. Bases 97 to 1299 code for a protein of 400 amino acids. Gene Ontology annotation, cellular component: SCF ubiquitin ligase complex. The record is from RefSeq and is a predicted model, not a curated record. Lineage: Eukaryota; Metazoa; Chordata; Mammalia; Rodentia; Spalacidae. The transcript has a single exon.